CGUGCCCCUAGGUAUUUAUAACAUUUCUUUCUUUUCCCCCCUUUGACCUGCCAGAAAAUCAAUCAUGUUCAUAAUCAACCAAAGCCAGCUCUGGUAUUAUAUAUCGGAGAUUCUUCUCGCUGUUAUUUUCCUAAGUGGCUUGGGAAUAGCGGAGACUGCUAAUUGGACAUCAUUUCAAUCAAGACCGGAUAUCCAUGCCCCCAUAUUGAACAUCAAUGUCAACAAUGAUGCACUUACAAGCAAAGGCUACAUCUUCCUUGCUCCAUUUUUCAUAGACAAGCCUGGUCCUUUCAUCUUCGACACUAGCGGGAACCUGGUUUGGAGUGGAGUUACUAGUCCAACGCCCAACAUCACGCAUAAUCUUCAUGUUUGCAACUAUCGCGACGAAGACCAUCUCUGUUAUUUCCAGGGGAUUGCGGCCAUUAGCUAUGCUCUAGGCAAAACCUUUAUUUUGGACUCCAACUAUGAACUCCAAACGAGUGUCCAGAGCGGCAACGGGCUUACAGAAAGUGAUCUGCAUGAAUCAAAAGUUGUCGAUGGAGACUCAAUGUUGAUCACCAUCUACCAGCCGCGACAAUAUAAUCUGGAAGCGUACGGCAUUCCUGAUGGAUCUGGCUGGGUCAUGGAUGGGGUCUUCCAGGAGAUCAACAUCACCGAUGGGAGUGUCCUUUUUGAAUGGAGGUCGCUCGACCAUGUUGCCCUUUCAGAGACUUAUACUCCUCUGAAUCAGAGUAUCGCGGUGGGUAACGGCUUGAAUGAAACCACGCCUUGGGACUAUUUCCAUCUUAACUCGGUGGAUAAAAAUGCCCAAGGUGACUAUCUUAUCUCAGCCCGGCAUACCAGCUGCAUCUACAAGAUCUCAGGCCAAGAUGGUGCGGUGAUGUGGCGACUUGGUGGCAAACAAUCCUCUAUCCAGCAGAAGAAUUUCAACUUCUCAUACCAGCACGAUGCUCGCUAUCGUGAAGAGAACGAAACCACCACCAUCAUUUCCCUGUUCGACAACGCGGCCAUCGAAGGUGCGAGCACGGCACUCACCUCUUCCGCCAUGGUCGUCACCAUCGACCAUCCAACCAACUCCUCCGCCAUGAUCCGACAAUACCUGCCUCCAGAUAAUCUGCUUUCCAAAAGCCAAGCAAAUGCCCAGCUUCUCGAUUCCAAAAAUAUGUUUGUCGGAUGGGGCGACAACCCGGUGAUCACCGAAUACGUGGAAAAUGGCACACUCGUGUAUCACGCCCAGUUGACCCAGGAAGACGCCAAUAAUUAUCGGGCGUUUAAACACAAGUGGACCGGAACGCCACGAGAACCGCCGGCCUUGGCGACACAUGCACCAACGGUCAACUCGCCCACGAUCUUUUGGGUUAGUUGGAAUGGCGCUACAGAGGUACAGUCGUACCGGUUCUAUGGCACAUCUUCGGCAUCAGAUCAGUUUGCUUUCUUGACUGAAGUAAACCAGCAAGGCUUUCAGACCACAUAUACGAGUCCUGCAUAUCACCCACUUGCAUAUGCUGAGGCUAUUGGCCGUGAUGGUGUCAGCUUAGGAAAUUCCUCGGUUGUCACUAUCUCUUCAUCGGUGCCAGGGAAGUUGCAAGGUUAGAGCCCAGUAGUUGUUCUUAUAAUUCCUAUCAAUGGUAGGAACCUUAUUUCAUGAUAUUUAAUACUGUUGUUAUAUAUGGGUUAUGCCUCUUUUCUUGUCUUUGUUUCUUUAACUGUUAUUUUGUUGAUUUCAUAUACGACUACUCCCAUGUAAAUUAAUUAAUAACCCAGUUGUUACCACCUUCUGUCGCCAAUUAAUUCAAACCAUGAAAAUCUUAGAAUCAGUAUCGAUUUUCGAGAUAAUUAAGAAAUGGAGGUCGAGUAUAAUCUAUAGCUGACACCCUUUCCCUGGUAUUAAUAAGCUGGUAUGAAAGGACUUAAAAUCAGAUAGGGAUGAGAUAAAAAGGAGAUCCCACGAAAAAAAAAAAAAAA
This is a messenger RNA of Aspergillus wentii DTO 134E9, 1965 nucleotides long. Its product is annotated as arylsulfotransferase family protein. NCBI's taxonomy places the organism in Eukaryota, Fungi, Ascomycota, Eurotiomycetes, Eurotiales, Aspergillaceae. The coding region runs from base 65 to 1594 and encodes 509 amino acids. The transcript is spliced from 3 exons. The record is from RefSeq and is a predicted model, not a curated record.